This is a messenger RNA of Magallana angulata, 1906 nucleotides long. Its product is annotated as D(2) dopamine receptor-like. Bases 479 to 1543 code for a protein of 354 amino acids. Gene Ontology annotation, molecular function: neuropeptide Y receptor activity. Gene Ontology annotation, biological process: G protein-coupled receptor signaling pathway. Gene Ontology annotation, cellular component: membrane. The record is from RefSeq and is a predicted model, not a curated record. NCBI's taxonomy places the organism in Eukaryota, Metazoa, Mollusca, Bivalvia, Ostreida, Ostreidae. The transcript is spliced from 5 exons.
AAACUUGUUGUCAAAAUCUUUACGAAGUAGCCUCCAGCGAUACAACAUUUUAAUUCAUUUCAUAUUUAUAUAACAAGAUGGUCCCAAAGAAGGAAUGAAAUGUGGGUGUCUGUUUUCUGUCUUGUUCAUGUUUUGGAUAUGUAAAGGAGUGCGCUAAGGAUACCACAGUCACCCUAUAGCUGACGUUCCAGAGUCACUUCAUUCAGAUCAGCCCUACUCCCACCUACAAACCCGGUCAACUGUGACCACUGGAUCAGGGAUCAGUCAUUGUUAUAUACCGUGUCAAAAUUUAUACAUUGCUCUUCGGAUUUUAAAACUGUUACAACCCAGAUGACUUUGCUCUCGGAAUACGAUCGCUAGGAAGUGUCCUUCGAAAAAUUUAGAUUAUUGAGAAUUAAUGAAGUCAAGACUGAUUGAAAAAUGGAUAUCUGGCAAGACACUUGAAAACAUUUUGAAAUUCUGAGUACGGUUGGACAAAAUGACGUCCGAAAAUUCAACCUCAUACGAUCAUUUGACACUAGCGGACCAUGGCGCUACUUCCAUGGCCGAACUGUACAUCGAAGGAACGAUUCUGAUCAUUAUUGCUCUGGUGGCGCUCGUUGGAAAUGUGUCGGUCUACUUCAUCGUUAUACGGAACAAGAAACUACGGACAAUCACAAAUUUCUUCAUCCUGGGACUGGCAGCGGCAGACAUUCUCGUUUCCAUAGCAAACAUGCCCGUGACCGUAGUGGCCCUGUUUGCCGGAAAAUGGCCUUUGGACUAUAUGUCUUGUUUGGUGUUUGGCUUCAUUAACAUGCUGACCUUGUGCUCCAGUGUGCUUUCCUUGUGUAACAUUAGCAUUAAUCGGUAUGUGAUGAUCUGUCGCCCUUUUCAAUCCAAGGUCAUAUACACCCAAAGGAACGCCGUGCUGAUGGUCCUAGGUGUGUACCUGUUAGCCUUCGUAAUUUCCCUGCCCCCGCUGUUCGGCUGGGCAGCCUACGCCUAUAUCCCCAUUCAGUCGUUCUGUUUCUGUGACUGGACUUUGGCACCAUCGUAUGCCAUCUUUAUGAUCAGCUGCUGUUUCGGAUUACCGUUCAGUGUUAUGACAGUGUGUAACAUCUUGAUAUUCUACAGCGCCAGGAAAUCCAACAAAAACACUAAAUAUUUCACCACAACAAAAGAAAAGAAAAAGGAUGCGCAAACUAAAGAGCUCCGACUUGCCAGUAUACUUCUGGUCGUUGUCAUCGCGUUCUUCAUCUCCUGGUGUCCCUACUGUAUCAGUAUGUUGCUGUCCAUUUACGCCCCUGGGGUCGCUCCCAGGGGCUUUCACAUGUUCACGAUCCUCGUGGGCUACGCUAACAGCGGUGUGAACCCCAUCAUUUACGGCGUUAUGAACAGGUCGUUCAGGAACGGGUUCAAACAACUGUAUUGCGGAUGGAUGGGUGUAACAAUAGAAGAGUCGACGGCCAUUGCCAGCAAUUCGGACGAACCCUCAGGAAUUCAACGAAAUGCAACGAGUGACUCUAGGCUGUCGGCAGCGGAGGAACUGGUGAUCAAAUCAUGAGUGAAGCGUAUCUUAUAUAUCAUAUGGAUUAUAUUGUUUGUUAUUAAUAUUAAAAGUGUGACGAGAAUGACAACAAAUGAAUGCUGAUAACGUUUGUUGAUAACAUUUAAAAGUAUAAUGGAAUGUUAGCAUUGUUAGUUGUCAACGUCAACGUUUACAGUAAACAGUUUACAGUAGACAGUUUACAGUUACAACAACUGAACGUUUACAAAAGUGACUUGCUUUGACAUUAAUAUCAUAUGCUUUUGGUUUCUUUUAAAUUCCACACAAUUUCUGUUUGAAUAUCUGUUGGUUGUAUUGUAUAUCAGAAGUCUAUGUCUUCUCAUAUAUUUAUUUGUUACAUGUAUUAAAUACGAUAAUCAC